CCUGAUUUUCGAACGACCGGGCUUGAUUGGCUCAGUGUUGAUAUGCCCAGUUUUGGUCUCAAUUCUGAGCCAUGGCCUGUCGCUGGUAUUUCGAACAACCCCCAUAUUCGGUCACCAACUACUUCGAAUCAAUCAGGCCUUGAUACGGAAAGAAUCCCUUCGUCUCAGUUUUAUCAACCUGUUAGUCCACCAACUGCCAUAGGCCGAACAAGAGCCUCAGCGAAUAGCCCCAACCUACACCCACUAGAAUCCAGCUACGCAGGACAAUCUUGGCCAUUUGACCAAACCCGAGAUUCACCUCCCCAUAGGUAUUCCCUCCCACCUCUGAGGGAAAUUCUCAAAAACCCCUCGGGCAAUCAAAAUAAGCGUCUGGACAGUCUAAUCUCGUUCCUAUCUGACGGCUAUCUUCCGAAUCUGUCAUUAGUAAAAGAUAGUAAUGCUUCGCAGGUAUUUGGCGAUUUGCACAGACUGCUUGAUCUUUAUUUCUCCCGAUUUCAUGACAUUCAGCCCAUUAUCCACCGGCCAACUUGGAACAUGUUUUCUUGUCCAACAGUUCUUCUCACUUCAAUGGCUUGUGUGGGAGCGUUACUCUCAGAUGAUGAGCAGGAUAUAGAACUUUCAUGGAUGCUUAGUGAAAUAUGCUUGCCAAUGAUUUCAUGGCUGGGUGCUGCAGAUGGAGGAAAUUACCGCGAUAUAUCUUACCUGAAUGCACUGUGUCUGCACCAGAUUUACUCUCUUGGGUCAGGCAAUAGGCAGCUCUAUCAAAAUGCUGACCGUUCUAGAGGUGUUCUCAUUGGAAGUUUGCGAGGCAUGGGCCUUCUAGGCUCCUCGUCUUGGGGAAUCAUGGACGAUACUCAAGACAGUACUGAGUUGCCAGAGGUGGAACACGACAUGGGGCUUCUGCAUCGUCAUUGGUUAUCUUGGAUUAGCCAAGAACACGAACGCAGAGCGGCUUGGGCCGCAUUCGAAUACGAUUGCAGCCUCUGUACUCUCACCAGCCGUCGAGGAGCUAUUGACCUCAGUGAACUGCCUCGAAAGUUACCUUGCAAUGAAUCAUUGUGGAGUGCAACCUCCGCGCAGGCUUGGCUGGCUCUUCGAUCACAUUUAAAUAUCACUCCAAUCCUUUCGGAUACUUUGAAAGCGAUAUUUUCGGGGAAACAGAUAAAUAAUUCCCUGGGGACAUGGGCUCGAAGACUUUGCUCGCAAGUAAUUGGGCGCCUCUUGUGGGAUUUCAAGCAGCUUGAAGUCGUCGGAAUGCCGGAACAUUUCGGUCUUCCAUCCCUUUUGGGUGCACACCAACAAUCGAAAAGGCUUUUACUGCGGUCCCUCAACCACUUACUUGACUCCAUGGCCUCUCCUUCCAAUACCCCGGAGCUGAUUAGCUAUAACAUAUCUGGGCUUCUCUGCAACUACUCGCACCUCUACGCUGCAGAAGAUAUAAUGGAUGCCGUUAUCUAUAUAGUUCGCCAUCAUAUCUCUCAGGAUUGCUUAGAGCAUCGAUAUAAUAUUGAUGUCGCCCAGAUGAGAUUGAGAUCCGCAUUUGCAAAUGACCCUCACAAGGGUCGGAUGCUCCUUUGGCAUGCUGCACAAAUCGUUGGCAUUGCCAACGAAUAUCUAGUAUCAGCGCCAUGCGAAAUCAUGCGUGUAUUUAUGGCUUAUACCUUCAUAAUGGCGUACUCAACAUAUGGCCCGCGAUUCACGAGUUCU
This is a messenger RNA of Trichoderma virens Gv29-8, 1707 nucleotides long. RefSeq lists its product as uncharacterized. Gene Ontology annotation, biological process: DNA-templated transcription; regulation of transcription by RNA polymerase II. Gene Ontology annotation, cellular component: chromatin. NCBI's taxonomy places the organism in Eukaryota, Fungi, Ascomycota, Sordariomycetes, Hypocreales, Hypocreaceae. The transcript has 3 exons. The record is from RefSeq and is a predicted model, not a curated record. The annotation marks the transcript as partial. Gene Ontology annotation, molecular function: zinc ion binding; RNA polymerase II cis-regulatory region sequence-specific DNA binding; DNA-binding transcription factor activity, RNA polymerase II-specific.